Messenger RNA from Cornus florida, 726 nucleotides. RefSeq names its product probable leucine-rich repeat receptor-like protein kinase At1g35710. The record is from RefSeq and is a predicted model, not a curated record. Lineage: Eukaryota; Viridiplantae; Streptophyta; Magnoliopsida; Cornales; Cornaceae. Bases 1 to 726 code for a protein of 241 amino acids. The transcript has a single exon. Gene Ontology annotation, molecular function: protein binding.
AUGGUAAGCUUAUUAGAAAAGGUACUCUCUAACCUAUGUGUUUUAUUCUUGUUAGUCUUUGUCCUUGUGUUGGUUUCUUCUUCUUCUUCUCAUGUUGCUGCUUCUGUAACUAAUUCUAUGGGUGCUGCAAAGAGAACUGUGGGAGAAAAGGAAGCAAAGGCACUUCUAACAUGGAAAGCUAGCCUUGACAAUGAAAGCCAGUCUCUCCUCUCUUCUUGGGUUGGAGGCAGCCCUUGCAAAUGGGCCGGAAUCAAUUGUGACGAGUCAAGAAGCAUCACAAGUUUAAACCUUUCAAGUUAUGGUGUGACCCUCCAUAGUCUCAACUUCUCAUCCUUUGCCAACUUACAUAGUUUUGGCCUUUUCAAUAAUUCACUCUAUGGGACCAUUCCAUCACAUAUUGGAAACCUCUCCAAACUCCGUUUUCUUCGUCUUUCUUUAAAUAAAAUCACUGGGAGAAUUCCAUCGGAAAUAGGCCAACUACGAAGUUUAAGAAUCUUUUACCUCUCCAGAAACCUCAUCAGUGGUUCUAUACCACAAGAAAUAGGAAAUUUGAGCUCGCUUACUGAGCUCUCGUUGUUCGGAAACUACCUUAGAGGUGCAAUCCCUGCUUCCAUUGGAAACUUGGGAAACUUAACCGCUAUACACCUCUAUUAUACUUUACUUUCUGGACAAAUUCCUUCCAGUAUAGGAAACCUGACAAAGCUCACCCAAUUGAACCUCCAAUAA